CAAUCUCGUCGAGAGCCUCCCACUUAUCAUGAGUAAAUGGUAGCCUCAUGAUAGAAUGAUAUACCACUUUACCCAAGCUACGUGACUGGACUCUUUCGAACGAUUGAGCAUCAGUGGCUUGGCGUUCUCAUGCUCAAUAGCGAGACUCAUCCGGCCCGUAACACCUUCCCAGAUUUCUGCCGGGGUCUCCAAGAUUUUUUAUUUGCUGCACCAAAACAGCUCCCACUAUUAGCACCACCGCAUCUGUCCACGCACACCGUUUGCCAACAUGGUGUCCCGCAACCCCAACAAGAUCGGCAACAAGAUCAAGCGCAAAGAACAACACGUCAAAGUCAAGCGCGCCAAAGAAAACGAAAAGCGCGAUGACAGACUCCGCCGCCGUCGUACGGAAGACAAGAAUCCUGCUUUGAGAGAAGCGCGCAGAGCAAAGAACAUUCCUCAGACGAUUGAUCGCAAGAGAACUUGGGAUACUGCUGGUGCUGGAGAAGAAGAUGAUCGAUUGGGAUUGAGUGUGGAUUUGAACGCUAUCAAGAGGAGGAAGGUUGAGGAUGGUGAGGAAGAGGAGGAUGGUGCAGAGGAAGAGGAGGAAGAGAAAGACAGCGAUGUAGACUCUAUGGUCGACUUUGACGAGGAAGACGAAGAACUGGACGAAGACGCCAAAGCAGCAAAACAGCUCAAGAAGGACGAAGAGGCCGCCGCAAAGAAGACACGCGCACCCUCACCAACACUGUCAACAGCCGCCACGAAUCUGUCCCUCACCCCCGAAGGCCUUGCUUCCAAAUUCCCCUCUCUCUUCGAAAACACAGGAAGAGACCCCAAGGUGCUCGUCACAACAAGCAUCAACUCGUUCCUCCACGAAGAAGCCGCUCUCCUCACAUCCCUCUUCCCAAACUCCGUCUACAUCAAACGCACCGCCCACUUCCACGCCCACAAAUACUCCGUCUCGGAGAUCUCCUCCUUCGCAAGCAACAGGAACUACACCCACGUAGUCAUCCUAAACGAAGAUCAGAAAAAGCCAAAGGGAUUAGAUAUCGUCCACCUGCCCCACGGCCCCAUGUUCCACUUUUCCAUAAACAACUGGGUCGAAGGUGCCAAACUCCCCGGCCACGGAAACCCAACCUCCCACGAUCCAGAACUCAUCCUCAACAACUUCCGUACCCCCCUUGGUCUGCUAACCGCCCACCUUUUCCGCCAAAUUUUCCCCCCUCAACCUCAAAUCCAGGGUCGUCAAGUCGUCACCCUGCACAAUCAGCGCGAUUAUAUUUUCGUCCGCAGACACAGAUAUGUAUUCAGAGAUAAGCGUGCCACCGAAAAGAGUAUCGUGGGUCCGGAUGGAAAGCUAGUGGAAGGUGUAGAGGAUAUUAGAGCUGGAUUACAAGAGCUGGGACCGAGAUUUACACUCAAACUGAGGAGAAUCGACAAGGGAAUUCAGAGGAGGAGUGGACAGGAGUGGGAGUGGAAGGCUGGUGAUGAAAAGGUUAGGACGAGAUUUGCUCUGUAGAUAUGAGGGACUCAUAUAUUUGUCUUGCGAGAAUCCACUUUUCUGUCCCAC
Molecule: messenger RNA, 1552 nt
Organism: Aureobasidium subglaciale EXF-2481
Lineage: Eukaryota; Fungi; Ascomycota; Dothideomycetes; Dothideales; Saccotheciaceae
Exons: 1
Coding region: 269-1501 (410 amino acids)
Biological process (GO): maturation of LSU-rRNA; maturation of 5.8S rRNA
Cellular component (GO): preribosome, large subunit precursor; nucleolus
Molecular function (GO): rRNA primary transcript binding
Source: RefSeq, a predicted model, not a curated record